AUGCAGAGCCCAGCCCAGAAUGUACAAGUGCUGACGAUUAACGAAGCCGGCCGGCCUUUUGUCCUUUGCUCCGUCGCUCCAUGCGAUGGCGACCAGCCGGCCGGCCAUGCCGUCCUUCUCCACCAGCUGUCCUCCGUCAACGGCGGAGCAGGCAAGAGUGCCAGCUACCUCGCAGCAUCUUCUGAGCUUCCUGCCCCGACGCGCAACGUGGCCGGCGGCUUCAGAAGGGCGCCGCCCAUCCUCUUCGGAGACGGUGGCAACUCUUCACAUCUCAGGCAGCUAGAGGCCGUCCAAAUGAGCGAGAGCGAGGCUCCUACUCCUACCUCGGCGGCGUUGGCAGCAGCAGCGCCGCCGGCGUCGCCGUCCCUGCCGGACGACGAGGACAUCCUCCGGAUGAUCCUCCUGCGCCUCCCGCCGCUCCCCUCCUCCCUCCCGCUCGCCUCCCUCGUCACCAAGCUCUGGCGCCGCGCCGUCUCCGACCCCGGCUUCCGCCGCCGCUUCCGCGCCCACCACAAGGCUCCUCCGCUGCUCGGAUUCUUCUUCCACAACUUCAACCUGCGAAGCUCGUGGCACGUCUUCACCCCCACUCUGGGCGCCCCCGACCGCAUCCCGUCCGCGCGCUUCGCCUGCCCCAGCAAGGGCUCCUUCCUCGGCUGCCGCCACGGCCUCGCCCUCCUCAAGGCCGGCUCCACGGCCGUCGUCUGGGACCCCGUCACCGGCCGCCGGACCUCCGUCGACUUCCCGCCGGAGCUCACCCUCAACCGCAACGUCACAGCCUACCACGGCGCCGUCCUCGGGGAUCCCGCCGGCUCCGGCGGCUUCAGAUUCAGACUGAUCAUGGUAUCCUACGGCGUCUUCGAGGGGACCCUCCGCGCGUCCAUCUACGACUCAGAUUCUGGAAAUUGGGGCGAGAUCAUCUCGACGGCGGCCUUCUCCGACUGCUUCAAGCCCGGCGUCCUGGUCGGGAACAAGCUCUACUGGCUAAUCCGCCACCGCAGCGGCGGGUUCCUCGAGCUCGACGUGGAUCGCCGGAGCCUGGCCGUGAUCCGGCUGUCCGAGGACAUCCCUCUUCCCGACGGCGCCCAUGUCCAGGCUCUGCGGACGCGGGAUGGAGGGCUUGGCCUCGCAGUCGUGGCGAAGCGGAGGAUGCAGCUCUGGGGGAGCACCGCCAUCUCCGGCGAUGUGGUCAGAGGGGUGCUGCAGAAAACCGUUGAUCUGGAGCAGCUCCUCUCGCUGCCAUUGCCGUCAACGGACGCGCACGAAUCAUCCGUCGUGGGGUACGAUGAGGACACCAACACGAUCUUCGUCUGGACGAGCGUGGGUGUCUUCAUGAUCCAGCUCGAGUCGAUGGAGUUCACCAAAGUUUCUGAAGACACCUGCAUCCGUGGCUAUUAUCCCUUCGCGAGUUUCUACACUCCUGAUUCCUGAUUGGGGAGCACACUGGCUCAAACUCUGGGCAAUGCCACGGCAAGCUGAGGAAGAUGGAGGCAAUUAGGUUGGUGUGCCAUUUGAAGAACAGAAUUGGAUGGUAUUAGUAGUGCUGUUGUACACUCGAACUUGUGUGGGCUUUCUUCAUCGCUUUGCAUUGGUCUAGUGCACGAGCACUGUUUUGUUUGAUUUUUUCAUAAUAAUAAAUCAGAUAUGUCUCUUCCGAGGCAGA
Molecule: messenger RNA, 1660 nt
Organism: Panicum virgatum (switchgrass)
Lineage: Eukaryota; Viridiplantae; Streptophyta; Magnoliopsida; Poales; Poaceae
Exons: 2
Coding region: 1-1428 (475 amino acids)
Molecular function (GO): protein binding
Source: RefSeq, a predicted model, not a curated record